UGUCAAUCAAAAAGAAUUUUUUAUAUGAUGUAACUUAUAUUAAAAUUUAUAGAUGUAAGCUAAUUCAUGUUUGAAAUCCAUUCUUGUGAAUAUGAAGGGACUGCAUACACUGUUGGUGCUUCUGUCUGUCUGGAAAUCUACCUUCUCACAACAAACGACAAGGUACAGAAAUCCAUGGGUAGAACUGGUGCGACAGAUUGCAUGCAGGAGUGUCACCUGUAACUUUGAGGAGACAUGUGAUUUACAAGUAGUCUGUACACCUUUUGGAGACUGCGGACAGAGGGCCACGUGUUUACAAAUCCCCUUUCCAAGGAACAGAGUGUGCCCCGACCCAUUUACAAAUGCAGGCCCUCCAUAUACUGUAGAAUGUUUUGACGAUGGAGGCUGUCGAGAACCUAUGGUAUGCUGUCAUAGUUAUGCAAAAAGUUACUGCCAUAUGCCGCCGUUCUCAGGUGCAGGUGGAAAUGUCAACCCACCAGUAACUCCAGUUGUUGUCCAACCAGUUACAGAAUCAGCUCUUAUGAAUAAUGGCGCCAGUAGAGCUUCUGGUAACACAAACAACGCUGCAGGGGUUGAUGGAAACACAAAUGGAAAUCCUGUUGGAAACAAUGGUGAUGUCGAUACUAGGACCGCAAAUAGAGGGGGCAGAAGUGUUGUCGUAGCCAGAUCCGACUUUUUUGAUCCACAGGGUUUCCGACGACAACAGAGAGUCAGUUGGAGAGAUUCCUUAGAACGCCGUCGAAGACAACAGUUGAACAGUCUCAGUGCAUCAAUUAGACUGAAUGGUGACAGACGAUCUGAUAAUGAAGUUGUAAGGCUUCCUGUCGAAUCAGAGGACCGAUCAAGAUUGCCAAUUAGAAGAGCUGGAGAACCAGAAGACCGAUCAAUAACCAGCAUCAGACGCAAUCUGAACGGAGGCAGACUUACUGUUGAAAUAUCUGGUCAACCUGGAAGUAGAGCACCGGUGGUAGAUUUAAACGGUGUCAGAAUAGCAGGAAAUAACGGUAGACCUAUUCAGGAUGGUGCAAAUGGAAACGACGUGAGAAUGGAUGAAAAUGGUGGUGGGCGAAGAAAUGGUCCUAUGUCAGAUGAGCCUCGACAGGAUAUUCUUAGAAAUGAUGGAAGACCUGGUGCUCCAGCUAAUGGACCAGGCGCACCUGGAGGUUCCGGAAAUGGCAAUCCUAGUGUCGCACCAGAUACAACUGGUAAUGAUGGUCGUCGAAAUCAAGGCGCACAAAGCAGUCAAUCCUCAAGAGGACAAAACGACAGAGACCGACCCAGAUCACUUAUUGGUACAGAUGAUUCUUUUGUUAGAGUCAAUUUGCAUGGUGGGCCGACUGAAGCAAGACCUUUCAUUAGGAAAGUUGACCUUUUUAAUGGUCAUGGUUUUUAUGGUGCCAGGAGGCGAAUUCUUGGCGAUAUCCAACUUGAUGGUCUACCCGGUCUUCCUGGGCUUCCAAACCGAUUUCCAUAAAGGGAUUCUCUUGUUUAUCGUUUAUAUGUAUUCCAUAUCUGGUUUAGGUUACUUUAAUUGUUCUACAUGAAAAAAAAACAUUAAGGAUAAGUCGUAUGUGUCUUGAAUUAAUCAAUUUUGAAUACUUAAGCAUAUGCGACCUAAUUGUGAUAUUGAUACAAUAAUUUUGAAGUGAAAAAUUCUAAAUUUAUUAUACUAAAAUUAUUGUGCAAUUAUUGAAUGUUCUAUCUUAAUAGAACAACAAA
Mytilus trossulus (common blue mussel) is the source of this 1719-nucleotide messenger RNA. RefSeq lists its product as uncharacterized. NCBI's taxonomy places the organism in Eukaryota, Metazoa, Mollusca, Bivalvia, Mytilida, Mytilidae. The record is from RefSeq and is a predicted model, not a curated record. The transcript is spliced from 3 exons. Bases 92 to 1474 code for a protein of 460 amino acids.